Messenger RNA from Cuculus canorus (common cuckoo), 2701 nucleotides. RefSeq names its product DEAD-box helicase 20 (gene DDX20). Gene Ontology annotation, cellular component: SMN complex. The record is from RefSeq and is a predicted model, not a curated record. The transcript is spliced from 11 exons. NCBI's taxonomy places the organism in Eukaryota, Metazoa, Chordata, Aves, Cuculiformes, Cuculidae. The coding region runs from base 18 to 2303 and encodes 761 amino acids. Gene Ontology annotation, molecular function: RNA binding; ATP binding; RNA helicase activity. Gene Ontology annotation, biological process: spliceosomal snRNP assembly.
CCGCGGCGUCCGCCAAGAUGGCGGCAUCCGCGGCGGGCGAGGGCCGGUUCCGAACGCGCGAUGUGUUGGUGCCCGGCGGCCCCGCCGAUUUCGGGUCGCUGCUGCUGUCGGCGCCGGUGCUGGCGGGGCUGGAGGCGGCCGGAUUCCACCGGCCGUCUCCCGUGCAGCUGAAGGCGAUCCCGUUGGGGCGAUGCGGCCUGGAUCUCAUCGUGCAGGCCAAGUCCGGCACCGGCAAAACGUGCGUCUUUUCCACCAUCGCCCUGGACGCGGUGCUGCUGGAGAGCCCCGCCACGCAGAUCCUGAUUUUGGCUCCCACGCGAGAGAUUGCUGUGCAGAUUCAUGCUGUCAUCACAACCAUUGGAAUGAAGAUGGAAGGGUUGGAGUGCCACGUUUUCAUCGGAGGGACCCCUCUGAGCCAGGACAAGGCCCGGCUGAAGAAGUGCCACAUAGCAGUCGGGUCCCCAGGUCGGAUAAAACAGCUCAUAGAGUUGGACUACUUAAAUACAGCGAGUGUCCGACUUUUCAUUCUCGAUGAAGCAGACAAGCUUCUGGAAGAAGGCAGCUUUCAGGAACAAAUCAAUUGGAUUUACUCCUCGCUGCCAGCCAACAAACAGAUGCUCGCUGUUUCAGCUACUUAUCCUGAGUCGUUAGCUAAUGCUUUGACCAGGUACAUGAGAGAGCCAACGUUCGUGAGGUUGAACCCUACUGAUCCAAGUCUUAUUGGGCUGAAACAGUAUUACAAAAUUGUGAAUUCCCAUCCGCUUCCCCAUAAAACAUUUGAAGAAAAAACCCGGCACCUGCAGGAGUUGUUCAGCAAGAUUCCUUUUAAUCAAGCCUUGGUCUUUUCAAACUUGCAUAGCAGGGCUCAACAUCUGGCUGAAAUCCUCACAUCCAGGGGCUUUCCUGCUGAGUGCAUUUCAGGCAGCAUGAAUCAAAGUCAGAGGCUUGAUGCCAUGGCAAAACUAAAGCAGUUCCACUGCAGAGUUCUGAUUUCCACAGACUUGACGUCUCGAGGAAUCGAUGCUGAGAAGGUGAAUCUGGUUAUCAACCUGGAUGUACCCAUGGACUGGGAAACGUACAUGCAUCGUAUUGGCAGAGCUGGGCGCUUUGGAACCUUGGGCUUGUCUGUGACAUACUGCUGCCGCGGGGAGGAGGAAAACAUAAUGAUGAAAAUUGCUCAGAAAUGUAAUCUUCAGCUUCUUCCUCUGCCAGAGCCUAUUCCUCCUGGAAUGAUGGAUCAGUUUGGAGAUGAGGUGGUAGAAGUCAGACCUGUUAUACACACAGGCGCUUCAGUGAAUUCUGACACUGUGUGUCUUGGACCGGAGCAGCCAGUACUGCAGCCCAUCCAGAACAGUUUCUCAGAGGUACCUCGGCCUCUUUCUAAUCUUCCGGAUGACAGUUCUUCUGUAGAAAGGCCAAAAAAGACACUGAAGCAAAAGAAGAUAAAAAAGUCCACAAAUUCUGUGAAUACAGGAAAAAGCAGCAGAAACACCCAAACUUCCAGUUGCCAGAUGGAACAGAGGAAUAGAGUCAAAACCAUUUCCAGAACGGAUGGACAACAUAACACUCUACCUCCAGAUGAAGAGGCCUUAAAAAACAAUCUUCCCAGAAUUCCAUGCUUGUCUUCUUUCAAAAACCAGCCGAGCAAGGCCUGGAACUUCUCGGAGUUAGUUGAGGACUAUGACUAUUUCAUUAAAGAAGGGUUGGAGAGAGAGGUCGAAAUCUUAAGGAGCUAUUCAGGCCCGGGAGAGCAAUGUGAGCUCCCCAGAAACGGUGGCGUGGAGUGGAAAGAGGCGGAAUGUAAUACAGAAGCAAUAGCAAAGGAUGUUUCAUCUGGUGACAGCGAUGGGUUGUACAGUUCCAGGGCUUCCUCUGAUAAUAGGGAAAAUAACUCGUACUUGGAAGCAUUUUCGGAUACACAGGAGAGAGACGCUGUUGUCACAAUGCAUCAGGGUCGUUGCACACCAGAGAAGCCUCAGGAGCCAUCACGAGUCCCAAAACAAAAUCAAGCGGAGAAAAAAGCUCCAAAACAAAAAACUAAACAAAAGAAAAGCCAUCACGAUCAAAUCCCUACUCUUUCCACAAGGAAAACCUGGGAGGACUGCUCCAGCAGCUCUUGGGAUGAUGGUGUUCCAUGUGAGAAUUGGAGUUACAAGAACUACUGGAAAUCCUAUUAUGAAGCGUGGCAGAACUACUACGCUCCCGUGUCUCACUACAGGAAGGGCUUCAGGCUGUGGAGCUGGGCGAAUGCCUAUCAUGCCAACACCAUCUACCUCCAGGAGCUGCUGAAAAGCGGGGAGUGACACAAUGGCACUGCUGUUAUGGAGGGGCUGCUUGGUACCAGGAGUGGAUAUUGUCUCUAUAAACAAAACUGCUGCUGUGCUGGCACCUGGGCACAUGCAAACGAACAGUAUAGGAGUCAAGAAAAAUGUCUUUUUGAUAAGCAGGCUGUGCCUGGGUAAAUGUUUUCCGUGCAUUCCGGUGACGGUGUUACAAGUUUUUAAUAAAAGGAAAUGAAAGGCAGCUGGAUGUUCACUUGCGAUCUUUACAGCCCAGAGUAAGCAAAGGAAAAGCCACUUACAUGUAAGAAAUUGAUCUCAAUAAGGAGCAAACACGAACCAACUCCAGUUUUAUUUGCUUGACCUGCAUCUUCCAGAUGACCUUUGAGUGAAGAUGAAUUCACUGUGAGACUACGUAGCCU